Messenger RNA from Physella acuta, 2574 nucleotides. RefSeq names its product fibroblast growth factor receptor 4. Gene Ontology annotation, cellular component: plasma membrane; axon. Gene Ontology annotation, biological process: axon guidance; dendrite self-avoidance; homophilic cell-cell adhesion. The record is from RefSeq and is a predicted model, not a curated record. Lineage: Eukaryota; Metazoa; Mollusca; Gastropoda; Physidae. Gene Ontology annotation, molecular function: cell-cell adhesion mediator activity.
UAGCGAAGGAGGGAUGUGAGAAAGCAAAAAGGAGGUGGAGAAAAAAAAACAGACGAGUUACCGUUCCUGUGUGAUGAGUUAUCGUUCCUGGCGCGGCUAAAUCUAGAGAACUAGUAACACAGUGUAGCUGGAACUUGUACAGUGUGAAAAUAUUGUUCUAUAUAUUUAUCUAAACAUGCCCUGUGUGUUCCCCUGCAAGCUACUCAUGUCACGAUGUAGGAGGCGAGUUUCAUAGAGCAGGGUUGGCUACUUGCUGUAGAGGGAUUUUAUUUCAGUACUUGCCCCAGCCUCUGGACCAUCAGAGGAUGAAGGUAAACCGCUUGACCCAGGUCUCGACUAUCUUCGUGCUGUUCAUCACCUUAUCCACCGUCGCCCCUAAAGACUGUCGUAAACCCGUCAGGACCGGCACCAAAUGCAACCCACGGAGGGAGAAGUCUGGCCGGAAGUCUAGGAGCCCUUUAAAAAACGUGGCGCCAUAUUGGGAGAGGAAACCUCCAAAAGACAGGAAUAUCGACGCGAGAGAAGGCUCUGACGUCACGUUAUACUGCAAUAUCAAGGGGUCGCCCGACCCAGAUUUCCAUUGGCUGAUGAAUGGCAGGAAGCUGAGAGCAAAAAAAAGCAAAUUUCUGUUCAGACAGCACAAAUCUAAACUGGUGAUAAGGAACGUCACUCUCAAUGAUUCCACGGAUUACUCGUGUGUGGCUGAGAACAAAUUUGGACAGCUGAAUCACACGUUUAACCUGAGGGUCUUAGAGAACAUGCCCCUGAACGACAUAGAGAUCGUGACACGACCAGAGAACCAGACGGCCUUGAUUGGGGACACGGUCAUCUUCAUGUGUAGGUCAGACGACUGGCCCAUACCGACAGUCACCUGGACAUGUAAGAGAGACAGUCAGGUCAUGUACCAGGUCUUGAAGACUAGUGAAAGUAACGGUGACCUGGUGUUGCCCAACGUGACCAAAGACGACCAAGGUGAAUACGUCUGCACCAUCGGAAACAACAAGGCUCACAAAACGUUCACAGCCACGCUCAGAGUUAUCGCGCUUGGUGAAAGUUUACCUUUUGAGCCGUUGUGCUCCCUACACAUGAGGCGUGAGGUGCUAGUGGACCAUGAAGGAGGGUGUAAAACACGUGAACCAGUGGACAUGUACUACUGCAUGGGGUCUUGCGGCAGAAGCUACUUCACCCCUCAGCUCAUCUUCUCCGCCAACAAGGACCCCAACGCCAUAGAAACCUUUGCCACACAGUCUUGCAAGUGCUGUGUGGGUAUAGUUGAGAGGCUGAGAAUCGUGGAGUUCGAGUGCCCCUUUGGUAAGAAGAAAAAAGGAUUUUUUACAUUGCUCAAUGGAUGCCAGUGUCAAACUUGCCACACAGAAAAAAACUCAGUCCGACAAGAUGAAAAAUUAUCGAUUCAACAAAAAACGUAAUUCAGAAACUACCAUUCUGUGUUUUAUUUUUCUGAAAUUUUAAAUUCAUGUUUUAACUAGUUUAACGUGUAGCUGUGGGGUUGUUGUUAUUGUUGCUUUGUUUGUUUGUUUGUUUUCAAAAAUAUUAUUGAAGACAAAAAAAAUUGAGUUGUUUUGACAUAAAUUUCAAAGGAGCGUUCUUGCCUCUCUUUGAAAUAUAAGUGGCUGAGUUAUCUCCCUGAUUUGCUCCGGGGAUGUUUUGCACUUGUUGACCCGAUGAUCUUUUCUCAUGGCUGAAGAAGUCUUGGUUUUACAAUAGAGCCGGAAGUGACGCUAUCUUCAUCAAAAUUAUAAUUUGAUGUAUCUACUAUUAUGUUGACCUAUUCACAGUUGGGGGUCGUCCAUAAAUGACGUCACACUCAUAGGGGGGAGGGGGAUCCGUAAUUUUGUGACGGUGUGUGAUGAGGGGGAGGGGGUGGUUCAUAUGGUACGACGUCACACUUUUGCAUUAUAAAAAAGCAAUGUUAGAAAACGAAUUUUAGACGUUAUUUCACGUUUUAGAAAACUGUUUUAAUAAAGUGUAAUAGGAAUUGUUUAAAAUACUCUAUUUUGACAGAGUUCAGACAAGAUUUUGCAAAAAUAUCGAUACUUUUAAAAAAAAUUCAACUUCAACUGCAAUUUUGAGGGGGGUUGUAGGCUGAGGUGUGACGUCAUUUUAUGGUCGGGGGUCUGGCUCUUUGUGACGAUGUGUGACGGAGGGGAGGGGGGGAGGUAAAAAUCGUCCAAAAAAGCGUGACGUCAUUUAUUGAUGACCCCUUUAGACAUAGGCCAUCAUUCAGGAAAAAACCGACGACCAUUUCUUCUCAUCAAAAAUACAAUAACAUUAUCUACUUUACAGACAAGUAUUUUUAAAGAAUGAACACCCUUAACUAACAGAAGUAUUUAUGAUGUAUUUAUUUAUUUUUAACAUAGCUUAACCAAUGAGGCUCCGUAAAUUAAACUUACUAGUAAUGUAAGUCACGAGUAAUGUUAUUUUUUUUUAAAAGUUGUUCGAAGUAUAGUGUAGUUGGUAGUUGUCUUAGUUGUUGUUGAUUCUGAUUGUAUAGUAAUUUCAUGUAUACAUUAUGUUUUUUAACUUGUUUUGACAAAUAAACUUAUAUGUUUCAUU